This is a messenger RNA of Centropristis striata (black sea bass), 659 nucleotides long. It is a transcript of the gene apoc2, whose product is annotated as apolipoprotein C-II. The record is from RefSeq and is a predicted model, not a curated record. Gene Ontology annotation, cellular component: chylomicron. Gene Ontology annotation, molecular function: enzyme activator activity. Bases 24 to 401 code for a protein of 125 amino acids. The transcript has 3 exons. NCBI's taxonomy places the organism in Eukaryota, Metazoa, Chordata, Actinopteri, Perciformes, Serranidae. Gene Ontology annotation, biological process: lipid transport; lipid metabolic process.
GCUACACACAUGUGGAGAAGUGUAUGACAAUGUCUCACCCUAGUGGAUGGAGUGAGGUCAGCUUUAAAUGUCUCUUAUUCUCUCUGCACACAGACACAAGUGACACCAUGAACAAGCUGCUGGUUAUUACUGUGCUGGUUGCACUCCUCGCUCUCAGCGCUGAAAGCUUCCGUGUGCCGAGGCAGGUUGACGAGGAGCAGGGGACCAUGACCAAGAUCACAGACACCGUCAAGAACGCCUAUGCCAGUGCAGUGGACACCGUCAGCGGAUAUGUGGAAAGCAUCAAGGGCUUGAAGCUGGAGGAGAAAAUCAAGAAUGUUUACUCUGAAACCACCUCAAUCAUGGGCACCUACGCUGGCAUCAUGCAAGACCAGAUGUACCACAUCUUUUACCAGAAGUAAACUAAUUUCCAGUCACCUCAGCUACAUUUUUUUUUAUCAGUGUGAGAACUUUCAAAAUCCACACAAAAAGGCCCAAAAGUCAUUUGACAUUUUGAACUUGAAUUUCACCUCACCCGAGCCUCAAAACCUACAAACAGCAUCUUCAAAAAAAAAAAUGAUGGACCCCCUGCUCUUUGUGGUGCUAUCUUGGGCCAUUGCACUGGUGGUAAAUGUUGUUAACCGCACAACGGACACUGUAAUCUGUUGGGAGAAAAACAA